AUGUGCGUGAAUUUCACCAACCUGAAUAAAGUUUGCCCGAAGGAUUGCUACCUGCUCCCACGAAUAGACCAGCUGGUGGACUCGACUACGGGGUGCGAGAUCUUUUGCUUUUUGGAUGCCUUCAAGGGGUACCAUCAGAUAGCCCUGGAUAAGGAGGACCAAGAGAAAACCUCAUUUAUCACCGAAUACGACACAUAUUGUUAUACCACCAGGCCGUUUGGACUGAAGAACGCUGGCGAGAUCUAUCAGAGGCUGGUCAACAAGCUGUUCAAGAACCAGAUCGGCCGCAACAUGGAUGUCUACGUGGAUGACAUGCUGGUGAAAAGUCGAACUCAGGAGCAGUUCAUCGACGAUCUCAGAGAGAUCUUCAGCGUCCUUCAGAGCUCACGGAUGCUGUUGAACCCCAAGAAGUGCACCUUCGGAGUUAGAUCGGGCAAGUUCCUUGGGUACAUGAUAUUCAAAUACGGAGUGAGAGUUAAUCCCGACAAAGUGAAGGUAUCAUGGAUAUGGCUCCCCCCGGAACAUAAAGGAGGUCCAGUGAUUAGCUGGCAGGAUGACAGCUCUGAACAGGUUCCUGUCGAAGUCCGUAGUUGCUCAAUUGCCCAUAUUACUCAGUUGCCAGCCUUAACCUCCCCCGCACAGGAAGAGACCCUAUUCAUAUACCUAGCGGUGGGAAAAGAGGUGAUCAGUGCAGUGCUGGUUCGGGAGAAGGACCGAGUCCAGAAACCCGUGUACUAUGGAGCCGAGGCCGAGUUGACCAGAGACACAGCAGAGGCCGAACAGGCCGGAGAAACUGUCGAGCUCACACAGGCCACAAAAGCAGCCCAGGCCGAGCUGACCAGAGACACAAUUGAGUUCGAACAGGCCGGAGAAGCUGCCGAGGUCACACAGGCCAUAAGGGCAGCCGAAACCGAGCAGACCAGAAAAGCAGCCGAGGCCGAACAGGCCGGAGAAGCUGCUGAGGUCGGACAAGCCGGAGAGGCUGCAAGGCGGACCACUCCGACCUGGACAUUGUUUGUGGAUGGCGCAUCGAGUAAGGAAGAGUGCGGAGUUGGACUCCUCCUAACCAGUCCCACGGGGGAGGAACUGGCCUACGCCUUAAGAUUUGACUUCAAGGCCUCCAAUAACGAAUCUGAAUAUGAAACUCUGAUCGCGGGGAUGGUGAUGGCUCAGAAAUUGGGGGCUGAAUCGAUUAGGAUCUACAGCGACUCGCAGUUGAUAGUGAACCAAGUGUUGGGAAACUACGAAAUCAAAAAAGAACCACUGAAAAAGUACGUCGCCAAAGUGCAUGAACUGAGAAUUCAGUUCAAACUGUUCGUAGUCGAACAGGUCCCGCGAAGCCGAAAUAAGAGAGCUGAUGCUCUGUCCAAGCUGGCCUCCACCUCGUUGGGCAUGCUAAACAAGGAAGUGCUAGUUGUGAUCUUCAGAGGUCGGGCAUAUGAUCAGUUGGACGCGGCAGUUAUUUAA
Molecule: messenger RNA, 1467 nt
Organism: Coffea arabica (coffee)
Lineage: Eukaryota; Viridiplantae; Streptophyta; Magnoliopsida; Gentianales; Rubiaceae
Source: RefSeq, a predicted model, not a curated record